Molecule: messenger RNA, 1119 nt
Organism: Andrographis paniculata
Lineage: Eukaryota; Viridiplantae; Streptophyta; Magnoliopsida; Lamiales; Acanthaceae
Product: E3 ubiquitin-protein ligase EL5-like
Exons: 1
Coding region: 459-980 (173 amino acids)
Biological process (GO): protein ubiquitination
Source: RefSeq, a predicted model, not a curated record
GUAUUGAAAUAGAUCUUAAUAUCUAUACAUAUAUAUACCACAAGUUGUAUUAAUGGUUACAUAAAAUGACCAAUUCGCCCUUCACAGUAAGAAAAUGUUUAGUCUUUGUUUGUACAUUUUUGUGAUAUAUGUGUGUGUACAUAUAUAUCACACACACACACACACACAUAAAUGCUAUAUUCAACAAUCUGAGAUACUACUGUUGCCUGAAAGCAACACCUUACCCACACUACCAUUUUAGAGCCAACCAGCAAAAUCAACAUCAAGCUUCUUCUUACUCGUCUGCCCAAGUAUAAUUAAAAUUUUGGAUUACAUGUUGGCCCCAUUAAUGUCUUGUUCCACAAUAUAUAAAACUAGUCUCUUCUCUACUCAUCCCCACACUAUUACAUGAUAACUAUCAAUCCCCUACAAACUCUAUCUAAAACUUUCAAGAAAACAACAUUCAUCAUCACAUCGCCAUGGGAGACCCUCCAAGCUCACAGCCACCACCUUCACCAACUAGAUCCAACCUAUCUACGUUCUACUAUGGCAUAGUCGUGGUAGGAACUGCAGCUAUCCUUCUUGCACUCUACAACAUGCUCGUUGUAAAGUUCUGCAUAGAUUUGAGGGAUCAUAGUCUCCGGCAGAGGGCUAGAAGGGGCAGUCCAGGAGGCAUAUCGAGGCGGGAUUUCCAUACCUCAAUUUUUAGCUUCAAGUACAACAAGAAAGAGAAAGAAGCAAUUGAUGAAGAAGGUGACACUGAAUGUGCAAUCUGCUUAUCAGUUUUCGAAGAAGGUGAGGAGUUAAAGCAGCUGCCCAAGUGUAGGCACUGCUUUCAUGCUCCCUGUAUCGAUAUGUGGCUUUAUUCCCGCAUGGACUGCCCCCUCUGCCGUACCCCCGUGGUGGAACCACCCGCCCCCCACGGGGAACCUAGUGCCCAACGGCAUGAUGCCAUGUGGCAUUCAGAGGAAAGGCUGCUAGGUUUUCCUUACGUGGUUUAGAUGAUAAAAACCACAGCUGCGAAGGUGUAGAGCAGUAAUGUUUGUGUACAUAAAGUGCGGUAGAAAUUUUAUGCAGGCAUAAGAAAGUCAAAUGGUAAUAAUGAAGGUGUUAUAAAGUGGUGCACACAAAUUGGAUCUG